CACCUCCAUACCAAGGCGUGUCUCACUGGUUCUUGGUCUCCCUUUUGAUUAGCCUGACCUUUCCGAGGACAUCGGCUUGGAGUUCCGAGUGAGUAGGCAGCCUGGACCACCUCAUCCCCUUCACCCGUCUCUUUGCAUCGUCUGGCCUUCGUUCUGUUCACUCAAGAACGCUAGUCUUGCCACUUCGGAUUGGCUUCGGCCAUCUCUGAUCCCUCGGACUGCAGCUCGACUUCUGAAGCGAGUCAAAGGACACAGCACUAGCUUCCGGCAAUGGACAUUCUCUCCUUUGACUGGCUCUUCUCGAGCUCCUCCCAUGACGACCCCUCCUUUCAAGGGGCCGAUCGGGCCUCCCGGGCUCCCCAACCAUUACCCGACGUACAAGCAACGGCGGCAUCGGCGCAGAUAGCCAAUGACUCCUUCUUCAAUCGCCUCGCCGCUCUGGGAGCCAGUCAACCCACUCAAGAUCCAGCUGACAGACCGGAUGCUGCUAGCUCUUGGUUUGGCAUCAGCUCCUCUGCCUCAAGACCCGGAUCUACAGACGCCGAAGGCGCAGACAACAGCGAUCAAGAAGGCUUCGAGCCGCAGAUGUGGACCUUUCUCACCUCGCGGUAUGCCAUCAGUCUUGUCGUCAUGGGUGUCUUAGUGAAUCGAAUCCACCACAUCUGUCGACCCAGGGGAGGCCGACCAGCUCGGAUGCGCGGGCGAAAGCGUCUAGCCCUCCGACUGCCAGCCCUCUUGGCGCUGGGAUACGCAACUCUUGCGCUGGGCAUGAGGGUUCUGCAGCUCUGGGCUGGAGACUACAUCCCGGGACAUUCGUGGCUGGCUGAUCAGCUGGCUACCCUUACCAAUCUCAGGCUGGAUGCAGCUCGUAGAGAUGCUGAUGAGAAGCUGCUCUGGAUCACUUACGUUGCUGCUUGCCUCGGCAUUGCAACGGAGUCCUUGACAAGGACUCUGGAAGCCGCCCACGAACCCUCUCCUUCCUUCAACCUCAUGGGCUUCUCACUGACAGUACAAUCGCAUCAGAUGGAGCCUUCUCACGUCUCAUUGCACUUUUUCCUCUUCGUUUUCCUUGAAGUGGCGGAGGUCUUCUCCCUCUGUCUCAUGUCCUGCUGGAGGAAGCCGCGGAUCAAGAGGCUCCACAUCACCACCGUCUUUGGUCUGGCGGCCACAGCGCACUACCUACUGGCUCCGGCUCACCGGAGACCAAUCAUCUUUGGCUUCAACAAGAUGCCGGAUGUGGUCAUGCUGGCCAUAGUCCUCGUCACGAUGGCCUUGCACUCCCUCACCAUGCUGGUCACAGAGGGUAAGAUCGACACGAGUCGCCUCCUCUUCACAAGGUCCAACUUCCCAUCCGCAUCAGACGACUACUCCCUUGCCCUUUUCAAGCUCGGCACCGCCUGUCUUCAGUCCACUCGGCUUACUGGACUCUCGCGAGAACUCGUCUCGAUUGAAGUUCCCGAGAAGACAUACAUCGAGGUGGACGAGCUUGGCAACACCCGCAUCAAGACUGGUCUGGAGGGCCUGAUAAAGGGUGACGGCAGCGGAGGCCUUACCAAUGAGAUUCGCAUUACCACGCCCGUAUCUAGGAUCGGAGGUGGCUGGAGAGGAGCCGACUAUGAUAGUCCUAUCUUCAUGUCGGGAGCCAAGUGGCGAGAGGUGAAGCGCUUUAUCUUUGCCGUCUUCGGAGUAGCCGGUACCAUCUGGCGAGCAGUCUCCAGCCGAGCUCCUCGUCCGCCGUUAGCCUGGCUGGGGAGAUGCGUGCCUCAGUGGGUGCGAAAGCUGCCCAGGUGGAUCAGGCUGAUAUGGCAUGGUCAAAAUGGAGAAAGAAGACGCGAAGAACGUCUUUCGCGUCAGCAAAUAGAAAGGGAUCGGCAAGAGAAUCUCAGGAAAGAAGCCCUCAAGGCUGUUUUGCGUAGGAAUGGUGUAGAUAUUGCAGAAGGAGAGGAUCCCAAUCUGGCAGCAUGGCGGGCGAUGAGGGAGGGCGUACAACGCCGAGAGGAUGGACUGAGGACCCGGAGAACAGCAGAUGGGGGAGAUACCACGGAGGAUCAAAUGGGAGUGCCUGCGAGUCUUUGGAAUCAUCUCCUUUAUGCUACUGGAGAAGCCUCGGCUCAACCCAGCGCAGGUGCCCUUGCCGGAAUGGACACUGGAGACGAGGACGAGGACGCUGAUUGGACUCUGGAAGAGCACGCCGAAGAAGACAUGAGCGACUCAGCAAGUGAAGACGACGGCGGGUCUCCAUCGGUCUCGGUCUCCGACAGCGGAGCUGGAACGCCGGCUGCGUAUUCCCUUCGCUCUCGGUCGAGCUCGCCAGCCGUGUCCAGAUCGACGGCUCGGGAAGCAGCAGCCUCAGCGGCUAUCAGACGGUCCCGCGCUCUUUCCCCACUACAACAACAGCAUCUCGACACGAUUUCUGUAUCUUCUGACGCCGGAGAGGACGACGAAGAGGCAGAAGAGGAAACGCCAAUGUCUCUUCUGCAGCUCGCACGUAGAGCUUUCAGUCCCAGUCCGGAAGCCGAGAUUGGAGUCUUGGAGCACGAAGGGGACGAGUCGCAGUCAGACGCCUUUUCUCGAGUGCUCCUAGUCCAUGCUGCUGCGCCGAGUGGAUCCCCGGUAGUCACACGAGCAAGGUAUCGCUCUCUGAUGAACAGCAGUGGAGCAAGUGCUGGUACGCAGGCCCUCACAUCUGCCACAGCCGCCGACGACCAUCUCCACGAGACGAUCCUCCGUCGGCGAGCCCUUAUCCCCAGUGGCGGCGGCGGUGCCUCUCCCUCUGCAGAUGCAGACGAGGACCGCAGUGCUGAGCGAGAGCGUUUGAGGCUCUGCGUAGUGUGCUGCUACGAGGAACGAACAAUUCUCUGCUGGCCCUGUCGAUGUCUCGCCCUCUGCGAUGGCUGUCGUGAGGAAUUGGCAUCGAGGCCUGGUCGUGCUGGAGGUGGAAGGGCUGCUGGAGGCGCGGGUGGAGAAGGGGGACUGCACAAUUGCCCUACUUGCAGGGCUGAGGUGAGGGGGUUCAGCAGGAUUUACCUGCCGUGAAAUGAGAUGGCAAGGGACGGUGCUGAUUGGUGGACGGAUCGGACUGGGCGGUAUUAGUCCCGUCAGACGCGACGCCCUCUUCGGUCCUUCCUGAUCUACCUUUCACCUCCUCCCAGCCGUCACACUGCGGAUGUCCUUCCCACGGCCUCAGACACGUCGGCAGGUUGUCCAAUGAGAUACAUACAUCGCUCUUCAGUCCGCCG
Messenger RNA from Microstroma glucosiphilum, 3239 nucleotides. RefSeq lists its product as hypothetical. Gene Ontology annotation, biological process: protein ubiquitination; ubiquitin-dependent protein catabolic process. The coding region runs from base 271 to 3036 and encodes 921 amino acids. The transcript is spliced from 2 exons. The record is from RefSeq and is a predicted model, not a curated record. Gene Ontology annotation, molecular function: ubiquitin protein ligase activity. Lineage: Eukaryota; Fungi; Basidiomycota; Exobasidiomycetes; Microstromatales; Microstromataceae.